AUGGAAAGGUUACAGAAUUCUCCUGGCAAGAAACGUCACUCAUUUGCUGGGCUAUUCUCAAGAAACUCCAUAUGGUCUAAUCUGAGUCUUGUGUCAUCCCCAAAGCUGCAAAGUGUAUUUAGUAGACACCAAACAAGUGACAAUGAAACAUCUAAAAGUGAAGCCAUAUUCCCUAUCAAACAACCCGCUAAUGAUUCACAAGAUGCAGUAGACUCAAAACUGUCUUCUUCAUUUCAUAUACUUCCACAACGUCCUAUAAAGAAACUUUCUGCACCAGCAUUUGAAGAUUUUGCUGAUACUAGUGAUGAAGACAGUCAAGGAUCAAAAACAAAUGAAUAUGAUGUAAACGCAACAUUAGAUCCCAGUGGCUUGCUGAAUCAGGCAGGAACAUCAUCAAUGCAUAGAGGGGAAAUUGGGGUCGAGAAUUUACUACUGCAACAGGCGAAAUGUAACGAGCUGCACGAGUACCAAAAUCAAUAUGCCAAUUCACUUAAACAGCAACCAACAACAGACAAAAAUCUUCAACCUCUUAUACAAUAUGAACCCUAUGAUUCUGAUUCCGUCUUAGAAAACUAUUUCAAUUUACCUCGUUCCUCUCAAGACAAAAGUACUUUUGUUGAGGAGUUUGAUGAAACAAAGAGUUCUACUGAUGGGAAUAAUUCUUCUUUCCAAAAAUCAAUCCAACUAAUUAAUUCCAAUUCUCCACCACCAAUUCCAAUUUCUAACGUUAGAUUUUCCACCACUCAUUCACUUUCAACAAGCUCAUCUGGUGGUGGUUCUCCAAGUUUGCAUAGUUCAUCAUCACCUUCAUUUAAAUCAGUUAUAGAAGGAGAAGACCCUGCACCAUUCCGCAGAAGGCCAUUAUCACCUCAAUACCGUUCGUUUCAAAUCCCAAGCAUAAUGGAAGAAGAUCAUCCAACUCCAAAUAGUUCCAUGGGCUCAAUACAAUUAUCUCCUGCAAGAGAUCCCUUUAAUCAUCAUAAUACAACUAUAUCAUCAUCAGCAAGUAUAAAGAAUCCACCUACAAAAGUUAUUUCUGGUGGUGCUGAGAAUAGACUGAGUAUAAACUAUGAAGGUAUGGAACAAGCUACCAUUGUUCGUACUCAUUCGCUUACUCAUGCUAGAUCUGUUAGACAGAAACCAAAUUUGGUUUCCAUACUUAGACAUCCAUCUACUGGUGGGGGGUCGUCACCAGGACAUCGAGAUUCCAAUGCUUCUGGUUCAAUGGAUAAUUCUCAAAGUACAACUGGUGAUGAUAUUUCCAUGUCAACUGGUGAACUCUUGAGUCAAUUAAAUGACGUGAUGGGGGCUGUUGAAUCUGAAACCUUAUUCCGUGGCGGGAUCUAUGAUCGUAAAAGUCAAGGAUAUGGAGGACUGAGAUCUUCUAUUAUAAGUCAUCCAAGUCGAGCAUACCAUAUAUCAUCUGAUUUAACCGGUGAUCUCUUCCAGAAGAAAGGGUUUGAUGUACCUACCCCUCCGAGUAGAGGACCUAGUGGAACCUCUUCUGGAUCUGGGUAUUCUAUAAAUAAGGCCAAUGUUACACUACCCAUGACCAAUGCUGAAAUCUUAAAAGAAUAUGAACAUCAAGAUUAUUCCUUAGCUUUCACAGGGCAAUUACCACCAUUCACCAAAGAACACAGUAGUAGUUCAUCCAAUAAUAAUAUUAAUGUUACAGGGACUAGUACCAAGAUAGGAAGAACUCGAAUGCCUAUUCCACCCCCCAUAAUCCCCAAUACUGUUCUUGCCGAUAGAUUGCGUAAACAAAACAGUCAUGAGGAUAUGAUACCUCAACAACAUCAUGAUGACUCCACCACUUCAUAUCAUGAUAACUUUAGUGAUGAUUUAAAUGAUGAUUUACAAGAUACCAUUGAUGCAUCAAGCUCUUCUAAUGGGAUCUUUGAUGAGAAACGUAUAUAUGAUCAAUCGAGAUACUUCAACUUCUAUCCCUGGUGGUAUUUUGGACUUCUUAUGGUACUUGGAUUAUUUGUACCUCCAGUAUACUUUUUAAUCACCUGUGGAGUGUUUGAUGUGAACAAUAAGUUUCAACAAUUUCGUCUGAACUAUUACUUCCAACAAUACAGUCGUCAUAAUCGAGAACUGCCUCGAAGGGUCAAGUUCACUCGUACACAGAAAUGGAUAUCGUUUCUAUUUGGACUAUUCUGGAUUUCAGUGAUAGUUUCCAUGAUAGGAACUGGUCUUGGAUUAGCUUUAACUAGAGGAUAG
Molecule: messenger RNA, 2223 nt
Organism: Lizanozyma spartinae
Lineage: Eukaryota; Fungi; Ascomycota; Pichiomycetes; Serinales; Debaryomycetaceae
Exons: 1
Coding region: 1-2223 (740 amino acids)
Source: RefSeq, a predicted model, not a curated record